Angiostrongylus costaricensis is the source of this 1002-nucleotide messenger RNA. The record is from the annotation of a GenBank genome assembly. NCBI's taxonomy places the organism in Eukaryota, Metazoa, Nematoda, Chromadorea, Rhabditida, Metastrongylidae.
GGAGAACUUCAAGAAGUUCAUCUCCCAGUGGAGGUAAGAGUGUUUUUCCCAUUAGCAGUUGUGCAUUUUUAUGCAUCAUGGGCUCCUCCAUGCGACCAAGUCAACAAAAUGCUGAGAGAUUUAAAGGUUUAUCCCUUUUUAGCAUUCAUCGAUGCAGAAGGUGUAGCUGAAGUGUCGGCUAUGUAUUCGAUUUCAGCAGCUCCUACUCUAUUAUACUUUAAGGAAGGAAGAGAGGUUGAUCGCGUGGAUGGAUAUAAACCAAGCGAAACUGAGACGAAACUCAUUAAGCAUUCCUUCGACAUCGCCGCCAUGCCACUUCAAGCGUCAGUAGAAGCCUCUGUGCCAAUUCCAUCGUCAAAAGGACCUAAAGAGGACUUGAAUACCCGUUUGAAGAAGCUAAUAGAAUCUAAUCGUCUUAUGCUUUUCAUGAAAGGAUCUCCAAACAAUCCAAAAUGCGGCUUUUCAAGACAAAUUGUUGGACUUUUGAAUGAUCUGAGUGCAAGCUAUGGUUCAUUUGACAUUCUUCAAGAUGAGGAAGUAAGGCAAGGUCUUAAGACGUAUUCGAAUUGGCCAACGUUUCCACAGCUGUAUCUUGACGGUGAGCUCAUUGGUGGCCUCGAUGUAUUUCGUGAGGAACUCCAAGAUAGCGAGUUUGUCGCUAAGCUACCCAAGAAACAGCGAAAUGACUUGGAUACGCGUCUAAAAGCUCUGAUAAACUCUCACAAGCUGAUGCUGUUUAUGAAAGGCGAUCGUCAGCAACCACAGUGUAAAUUUUCUCGUCAAAUUAUUGAUUUGCUGGAUGGAGUUGAAGCAGACUAUUCUACUUUUGAUAUCCUCAAAGACGAGGAGGUGCGACAAGGGCUAAAAUCUUUCUCCAACUGGCCAACGUAUCCUCAGUUGUAUCUCAAUGGUGAGCUACUAGGAGGACUAGACGUGGUCAAAGCGGAGAUGUCUGAUGUGGACUUCGUUUCCUCGUUGCCGAAAAAGUCAGAUCCUCGUUAA